AUGAUCGCUCAAACUUCUACAAAUAUAAAUAAUGCUAACGAAGUGGAAAGGUCUGAACAUGUUUCAGCCAUCCUACGCGGAUCUAAAAAUACACAAAAUAUUAAAGACGAUUCGACUUUACCAUUAAGCAAGAUGAGAUUAUUCUCUGUGUUAUUGAGGCUAAAUCAAUGGCAAUUGAAUAUGGUUUUUGCCAAAAUUUGGCUCAGAUAUAGUGUGCUUGUGAG
Messenger RNA from Dentiscutata erythropus, 224 nucleotides. NCBI's taxonomy places the organism in Eukaryota, Fungi, Glomeromycota, Glomeromycetes, Diversisporales, Gigasporaceae. The record is from the annotation of a GenBank genome assembly.